GAUCAAUCAAUGAACCAUCAUUAGUUCCAACUUGAAUUUCAUCGAUCUAGCUAGUCUAAUAACACCAUGGCUGCUCUUUCUUCCUCUGCUGUUUCAGCAAUGCUGCUUGUCCUUCUAGCUAGCUUUUUCAUGGCUACCUCUGCUAGUACUUUCUUCCAAGACUUCGACAUUACUUGGGGCGACGGUCGUGCAAAGAUUUUCAACAAUGGGAAACUUCUUACUCUGUCCCUCGACAAAGCCUCUGGUUGUGGCUUUCAAUCCAAGAGGGAAUAUCUCUUUGGAAGUAUCGACAUGCAGCUUAAGCUUGUUCCUGGCAACUCUGCUGGAACUGUUACUGCCUACUAUUUGUCAUCUCAGGGCCCAAAUCAUGAUGAAAUUGACUUUGAAUUCUUGGGGAACCUCAGUGGAGAUCCUUACAUUCUUCACACUAACGUUUUCAGCCAAGGGAAGGGAAACAGAGAGCAGCAGUUUUUCCUCUGGUUCGACCCCACCAAAGAUUUCCAUACCUACUCAAUUCUCUGGAACCCCCAAAGUAUAAUAUUCUCUGUGGAUAGAAUUCCCAUCAGAGAGUUCAAGAACUUAGAGCCGAUUGGCGUUCCUUUUCCUAAAAACCAGCCGAUGAGAAUCUACUCCAGUCUCUGGAAUGCCGACGACUGGGCCACGAGGGGCGGACUCAUCAAGACAGACUGGACUAAAGCUCCAUUUACUGCAUCUUACAGAAACUUCAAAGCAAAUGCUUGUGUCUGGUCAUCUGGGGCUUCGUCUUGCAGUUCCCAGUCAUUGGUCUCCACAGUCAACUACAACAAAGCCUGGUUAUCACGGCAACUGGAUUCCACAAGCCAAGAGAAGAUGAGAUGGGUACAGAGGAAUUACAUGAUUUACAACUAUUGCACCGACACAAAACGCUUCCCUCAAGGCCUCCCUCCAGAAUGUGUCCACACCAACUGAAAAGGAUUUCAAGUUUCAAUACUAAAAUCAAAUCUAGCUAGGCUUUGUGUGCAGUACUCCAUUCAUUCAUUCAUUUUCUCUUACCUCUUUUUCGUUUUUUUAAUCUCCAAACCAAAAUACUUUUAUUCAUCAUUUUCUUUGUUGCUAUAAAACUGUAUUGUACGUUGAUGAAUUUUAUCCAUGGUUGAGCUGGGUCAAACUGACCUGUCUAUCUAAGCAAUGAGCAGUCUGGUUUCUAGAACAUUUAUGUAACUUUACAAUCAGCAACCGUUUCCA
Messenger RNA from Nelumbo nucifera (sacred lotus), 1224 nucleotides. RefSeq names its product xyloglucan endotransglucosylase protein 7-like. Gene Ontology annotation, molecular function: xyloglucan:xyloglucosyl transferase activity; hydrolase activity, hydrolyzing O-glycosyl compounds. Gene Ontology annotation, biological process: xyloglucan metabolic process; cell wall biogenesis. Lineage: Eukaryota; Viridiplantae; Streptophyta; Magnoliopsida; Proteales; Nelumbonaceae. The record is from RefSeq and is a predicted model, not a curated record. Gene Ontology annotation, cellular component: apoplast; cell wall.